Molecule: messenger RNA, 902 nt
Organism: Dama dama (fallow deer)
Lineage: Eukaryota; Metazoa; Chordata; Mammalia; Artiodactyla; Cervidae
Gene: HMX2
Product: H6 family homeobox 2
Exons: 2
Coding region: 39-863 (274 amino acids)
Biological process (GO): regulation of transcription by RNA polymerase II
Cellular component (GO): nucleus
Molecular function (GO): RNA polymerase II transcription regulatory region sequence-specific DNA binding; DNA-binding transcription factor activity, RNA polymerase II-specific
Source: RefSeq, a predicted model, not a curated record
GGAGUUCUUGGUUUCCUCCGAUUUCUUAUGAACCCAGGAUGGGCAGCAAGGAAGAUGCGGGCAAAGGGUGUCCGGCGGCCGGCGGCGUCUCCAGCUUCACCAUUCAGUCCAUCCUGGGCGGGGGCCCCUCGGAGGCGCCGAGGGAGCCGGCCGCCUGGCCGACCAGGAAGCGCAGCCUGUCCGUGUCCUCGGAGGAGGAGGAGCCGGACGACGGCUGGAAGGCACCCGCCUGCUUCUGCCCAGACCCGCACGGCCCCAAGGAGCCCGGCUCCAAGCACCACCCCCCCAUCCCCUUUCCUUGCCUGGGUACCCCCAAGGGCAGCGGAGGCGCGGGGCCGGCGAGCUCGGAGCGCAAGCCUUUCCUUUCUUCUUCGCACCCGGACUUUAAGGAAGAGAAAGACAGGCUCUUGGCCGCGGGCUCACCGUCGCCGGGGCCCGAGCGGCCGCGGGACAGCGGCGGCGCCGAGCGGCAGGCGGGCGCGGCCAAGAAGAAGACGCGCACGGUCUUCUCGCGGAGCCAGGUGUACCAGCUCGAGUCCACCUUCGACAUGAAGCGCUACCUGAGCAGCUCGGAGCGCGCCUGCCUCGCCUCCAGCCUGCAGCUCACCGAGACCCAGGUCAAGACUUGGUUUCAGAACCGCCGCAACAAGUGGAAGCGGCAGCUCUCUGCCGAGCUGGAGGCGGCCAACAUGGCGCACGCGUCGGCGCAGACUCUGGUGGGCAUGCCGCUGGUGUUCCGGGACAGCUCGCUGCUGCGCGUGCCGGUGCCGCGCUCGCUCGCCUUCCCCGCGCCGCUCUACUACCCGGGCAGCAACCUCUCGGCCUUACCUCUCUACAACCUCUACAACAAGCUCGACUACUGAGAGCGGCCCGCCGGCCCCGCGCCGCGCGCCCUCCCGCCC